AUGUUCCAUGAUCUCAGAAUUCCGAAUAACUCUAAGUUCCAGGUCACCGAGUUCAUCCUGAUGGGAUUCCCAGGCAUUCACAGCUGGCAGCACUGGCUCUCCCUGCCCUUGGCUCUUCUCUACCUCGUAGCUCUCUGGGCCAACAUCCUCAUCGUCAUCACCAUCAAACAAGAGGCAUCCUUGCACCAGCCUAUGUACCAGUUUCUGGGCAUUCUGGCUGUGGUGGACAUGGGUCUGGCAACCACCAUCAUGCCUAAGAUUUUGGCCAUCUUAUGGUUCAAUGCUAAGGCCAUCCGUCUCUCUGAGUGCUUUGCUCAGAUGUAUGCCAUCCAUGUUUUUGUGGGCAUGGAAUCAAGUAUCUUUGUCUGCAUGGCCAUAGAUAGAUAUGUAGCCACUUGCCAACCACUGAGAUACCCAUCAAUAAUUACUGAACCUUUUGUGAUCAAAGCAACUAUUUUCAUGGCACUCAGAAACUGUCUUUCUCUCAUCUCAGUAUCCAUGCUUGCUGCUCAAAGGAAUUACUGCUCUAGGAACCAGAUAGAGCACUGUCUUUGCUCUAACCUUGGAGUCACUAGCCUAUCUUGUGAUGACAGGAAAAUUAACAGUAUCACCCAGGUAAUUCUGGCUUGGUUAAUCAUGGGAAUUGAUCUGGGACUGAUUGUUUUAUCAUAUGCUUUGAUCCUUUGGUCUGUCUUGAAGCUUAACUCAGUAGAAGCUGUGUCUAAGGCCUUAAACACCAGCACAGCCCACCUUAUUUUAAUCUUUUUCUUCUAUUCAGUCAUUGUUGUCAUCUCCAUUACUCACAGUGCGGUUGUGAGUGUUCCCCUCAUCCCAGUUCUCCUCAACGUCCUGCACAAUGUCAUCCCCCCUGCUCUCAAUCCCAUGGUGUAUGCACUCAAAAACAAGGACCUCAGGCAGGGCCUGUUGAAGGUGCUCGGGCUGGACACCAAAGCUAGCUAA
Molecule: messenger RNA, 960 nt
Organism: Chinchilla lanigera (long-tailed chinchilla)
Lineage: Eukaryota; Metazoa; Chordata; Mammalia; Rodentia; Chinchillidae
Product: putative olfactory receptor 56B2
Exons: 1
Coding region: 1-960 (319 amino acids)
Biological process (GO): G protein-coupled receptor signaling pathway
Cellular component (GO): membrane
Molecular function (GO): olfactory receptor activity; G protein-coupled receptor activity
Source: RefSeq, a predicted model, not a curated record